This is a messenger RNA of Nothobranchius furzeri (turquoise killifish), 8814 nucleotides long. Its product is annotated as mucin-2. The record is from RefSeq and is a predicted model, not a curated record. Lineage: Eukaryota; Metazoa; Chordata; Actinopteri; Cyprinodontiformes; Nothobranchiidae.
GAUUUGUUUUCCACUCAGGGGACCCAAUGAGAUGACGAGAAGGGGAGGAAACUUAGGCUGGGAAUAUAUUAUCCCAGUUUUAGUAUGAUAGCACUUCGCUAAAGGAUUAAUUUAAAAAACUUCUUAAUUAUAAGGCAUUAGAAAAACCUCUAAUCUCAGAAUUUGUAAGCUACAAAUAAAAUCACAUUAUUAUGGUUCAGCUUUGGAUGUAGAUCUGAACGUACCAUUUUUAAAAAGCUUUUAGUAAUCUAAAAUGUUAAUUUUAUUGUUUACCUAUUGUGGUGGUUUUACUGUUACACCAUGCCUUGUAAUGUCUAUGACUUUAGUCUCCCAGUUGGGUGUAGGAAAGUGCUUUAAAAAGUAAAUUGAACUCAAUUGAAUUGAGUCAUAGAGGUGACUAUUCCAAACAUUUCCUCAUACUAAAAUAAUUACAGGCUUUUAGAGUUGGUAGAAUGAUCAGCAAACAGAGAGGGAGUGUUCUAGAGGCAUGUCAGCCUUAUAACUCUAUUGAAUGUAAGCAUUCUCAGUCUUUGUGUAGAGUCGCUCACCAUGUUGCUCUCAGUGCUGCUGCUGCUACUGCUGGUGGUGGUUCUGGUCAGCAGGACUCAAGCUGGUUUGAAUGGUUUUGUCUUCAUCUACACUGCUCAGGGCCCUCUGGGAAAUGGAUUCUAUACAAUCGAAAAGCAGAAGUGGAGCUUUAGUUCAUGUGAGGAAGUUGAUUCCAUGGUUUGCGGCAACAGCUGUGAUUCCCUGGGAUCCCUUUACGGGAAGGUGGAGGAAAGCAGCGGAGAAUGGUGCCAGAAAGAGAGAGUCACCUAUGGACAGGAUGGCUAUGCCCUCGCCAAACAGUACAGUUGGUCUAAUAGAAGCUGGACUGACAACAGAAACGGCGUCGUAGCGUUCAGAGCCCAGGCUCUGAUAGACCCGAGGAAGCGAUCUGACACUGGAAACGUCAACUCCUCACCCCAGACCACCAUCAUCCCAGUUGUCAGAGUUCCUUCAAACUGUCAGAGUGACAUCAACUUAUUGAAUUUCGACCCUGAUGGAGACGAGGUUAAAUGCAGAUAUGCAAAUGGUUCUCUGUCAGAGUGUGAUGCUUGCACACCUCCGUCUGUCCUUAGCCUCUCGUCGUCUUGUAUUCUGUCAUUCAGCCCGACUUCCAGCAGUGAUGAAGGUUCCUACGCCGUCCAGAUGAUGAUGGAGGACUCUCCUAGAAAGACGAUUACCCUGACCAACCCUGAUGGCUCCCAGGCAGACAAAACUACCAGUGACAUAAUCAACAGCAUACCUGUUCAGUUUGUUUUGAAAGUUGAUGCUGCAGUACCGUCCUGCUCUGAAGGUCUCUAUCUACCCAGAUUUCUGCCUCCAACUCCAGAAAACGGAGCUCAGAUCAUCGCUGCCGUUAAUCAGACUUUGGAAAUCGCCAUCAGAGCAGAAGCAACUCAGUCCGUGAUCACUGAGCUGUUGUUCAGUGGGCCUUAUGAUGUGGUAAAAAGUACAUCGGGAUCUGGAAAUUUCACACUGAGUUGGACGCCUAAUGACUUUGAUGGAGGACAAAGCCACCCCAUCUGUUUUAUCAUACAGGCAAAUUCUGUGUACCAGUCGGCACUUCGAUGUGUUGUGGUGACUGCUGAAACCAGCGCUCCUGUCACCACAACUUUCCCCACAACAACCACAGUCGAUCCUAUCACCACAGCUCCCCCACAACAGACUAUCCUGUCAGCACAGCUACCCCCCACAACAGACUAUCCUAUCACCACAGCUCCCCCCACAUCAAAAUAUCUUAUCACCACAUCUACCGCCAUAACAGUCUAUCCGACCACCACAACUCCCCCCACAACGGACUAUCCUACAACCACAACUCCCCCCACAACAGACUAUCCUACCCCCACAACUCCCCCCACAACAGACUAUCCUAUCACCACAACUCCCCCCACAACAGAUUAUCCAAUCACCACAACUCCCCCCACAACAGACUAUCCUGUCACCACAGCUCCCCCCAACACAGACAAUACUACCACCACAACUCCCCCAAAAAUAGACUAUCCUACCACCACAACUCCCCACACAACAGACUAUCCUAUCACCACUACUCCCCCCACAUCAGAAUAUCCUAUCACCACAGCUACCCCCACAACAGACUAUCCUACCACCACAACUUCCCCCACAACAGACUAUCCUAUCACCACAGCUAACCCCACAACAGUCUAUACUACCACCACAACUCUCACCACAAGAACCAUAAUCAGUCCUACCACCACAUCUCCCCCCACAACAUACUAUCAUACCCCCACAACAGACUAUCAAACCACAAAAACUCCCCCAACAACAGACAAUCCUACCACCACAACUCCCCCCAAAAUAGACUAUCCUACCACCACAACUCCCCACACAACAGACUAUCCUAUCACCACUACUCCCCCCACAUCAGAAUAUCCUAUCACCACAGCUACCCCCACAACAGACUAUCCUACCACCACAACUUCCCCCACAACAGACUAUCCUAUCACCACAGCUAACCCCACAACAGUCUAUACUACCACCACAACUCCCACAACUCUGACCACAAGAACCAUAAUCAGUCCUACCACCACAUCUCCCCCCACAACAUACUAUCCUACCCCCACAACAGACUAUCCUACCACAAAAACUCCCCCAACAACAGACAAUCCUACCACCACAACUUCCCCCAAAAUAGACUAUCCUACCACCACAACUCCCCACACAACAGACUAUCCUCCCACCACAACUCCCCCAACAACAGACUAUCCUAUCACCACUACUCCCCCCACAUCAGAAUAUCCUAUCACCACAGCUACCCCCACAACAGACUAUCCUACCACCACAACUUCCCCCACAACAGACUAUCCUACCACCACAACUUCCCCCACAACAGACUAUCCUAUCACCACAGCUAACCCCACAACAGUCUAUACUACCACCACAACUCCCCCCACAACAGACUAUCCUACCACAAAAACUCCCCCAACAACAGACUAUCCUACCACCACAACUCCCCCCACAACAAACGAUCCUCCCACCACAACUGCCCCCACAACAGUCUAUACUUCCACCAAAACUCCCACAACAACAGUCUAUACUACCACCAAAACUCCCACAACAACAGUCUAUACUACCACCAAAACUCCCCCCACAACAGACUAUCCUACCACCACAACUCCCCCAACAACAGACUAUCCUACCACCACAACUCCCGCCACAACAGACUAUCCUCCCACCACAACUGCCUCCACAACAGACUAUCCUCCCACCACAACUGCCUCCACAACAGACUAUCCUAUCACCACAACUCCCACCACCCUAGUCUAUACCACCCCCACAACUCCCCCCACAACAGACUAUCCUACCACCACAACUCCCCUCACAACAGACUAUCCUACUACCACAAGUCCCCCAACAACAGACUAUCCUACCACCAAAACUCUCCCCACAACAGACUAUCCUCCCACCACAACUGCCCCCACAAAAGACUAUCCUACCACCACAACUCCCCCCACAACAGAAUAUCCUAUCACCACAGCUACCCCCACAACAGUCUAUACUACCACCAAAACUCCCACCACAACAGUCUCUACUACCACCAAAACUCCCACCACAAAAGUUUAUCCUACCACCACAACUCUCACCACAAGAACCAUAGUCAGUCCUAUCACCACACCUCCCCCCACAACAGACUAUCCUACCACUACAACUCCCAUAACUCUCACCACAAGAACCAUAGUAAGUCCGAUCAUCACAACUCCCCCUACAACAGUCUAUACUACCACCAUAACUGCCCCCACAACAGACUAUCCUACCACCACAACUCCCCCCACAACAGAAUAUCCUAUCACCACAGCUACCCCCACAACAGUCUAUACUACCACCAAAACUCCCACCACAACAGUCUAUACUACCACCAAAACUCCUACCACAACAGUCUAUACAACCACCACAACUCCCCCCACAACAGACUAUCCUACCACCACAACUCCCACCACGACAGACUAUCCUCCCACCACAACUGCCCCCACAACAGACUAUCCUAUCACCAAAACUCCCACCACAUUAGUCUAUACCACCCCCACAACUCCCCCCACAACAGACUAUCCUACCACCACAACUCCCCGGACAACAGACUAUCCUACCACCACAACUCCCCCAACAACAGACUAUCCUACCUCCACAACUCCCCCCACAACAGACUAUCCUCCCACCACAAUUGCCCCCACAACAGACUAUCCUCCCACCACAACUGCCCCCACAACAGAUUAUCCUACAACCACAACUCCCCCCACAACAGAAUAUCCUAUCACCACAGCUACCCCCACAACAGUCUAUACUACCACCAAAGCUCCCACCAUAACAGUCUAUACUACCACCAAAACUUCCACCACAACAGUCUAUACUACCACCACAAGACCCACAACUCUCAACACAAGAACGAUAAUCAGUCCUACCACCACAACUCCCCCCAGAACAGACUAUCCUACCACCACAAGUCCCCCCACAACAGAAUAUCAUAUCACCACAGCUACCCCCACAACUGUCUAUACUACCACCACAACUCCCACAACUCUCACCACAAGAACCAUAGUCAGUCCUACCACCACAACUCCUCCCACAAAAAACUAUCCUAUCAACACCACUCUGCCCACAAUAGACUAUCCUAUCACCACAGCUCACCCCACAACAGACUAUCCUACCACCACAACUCCCCCCACAACAGAUUAUCCUAUCACCACAACUCCCCCUACAACAGACUAUACGAUCACCACAGCUCCCGUCACAACAGACUAUCCUAUCACCACAGCUCCCCCCACAUCAAAAUAUCAUCUCACCACAGCUACCCCGACAACAGUCUAUCCUACCACCACAACUUUCACCACAAGAACCAUAAUCAAUCCUAUCACCACACCUCCCCCCACAACAGACUAUCCUACCACUACAACUCCCAUAACUCUCACCACAAGAACCAUAGUAAGUCCGAUCAUCACAGCUCCCCCCAAAACAGACUAUACUACCACCACAACUCCCCCCUCAACAGACUAUCCUACGACCACAGCUCCCCCCACAACAGACUAUCCUAUCACCACAACUCCCCCCACAGCAGAUUAUCCUAUCACCACAGCUACCCCCACAACAGUCUAUCCUACCACCACAACUCUCACCACAAGAACCAUAGUCAGUCCUAUCAUCACAGCUCCCCCCACAACAGACUAUCCUAGCACCACAACUCCCCCCACAACAGAUUAUCCUACCACCACAACUCCCCCCACAACAGAGUACCCUAUCACCACAACUCCCCCCACAACAGACUAUCCUAUCACCACCACCACAGUUCCCCCCACAACAGAAUAUCCUACCACCACAACUCCCAGAACUCUCACCACAAGAGCCAUGGUCAGUCCUAUCAUCACAGCUCCCCCCACAACAGACUAUCCUACCACCACAACUCCCCCAACAACAGACUUUCCUAUCACCACAACUCCCCCCACAACAGACUAUCCUAUCACCACAGCUACCCCCAAAACAGUCAAUCUUACCACCACAACUCUCGCCACAAGAACCAUAGUCAGUCCUAUCAUCACAGCUCCCCCCACAAAAGACUAUACUAUCACCACAACUCACCCCACAACAGAAUAUCCUAUCACCACAGCUACCCCCACAACAGUCUAUCCUACCAUCACAACUCCCACAACUCUCACCACAAGAACCAUAGUCAGUCCUAUCAUCACAGCUCCCCCUACAACAGUCUAUCCAACCACCACAACUUUCACCACAAAAACCAUAGUCAGUCCUAUCACAGCUCCCCCUUCAACAGACUAUCCUAUCAUGCUAGAUACCCCCACAACAGUCUACCCUACCACCAAAACUCCCACAACUCUCACCACAAGAACCAUAGUCAGUCCUAUCAUCACAGCUCCCCCCACAACAGAUUAUUCUACCACCACAACUUCCCCCACAGCAGAGUAUCCUAUCACCACAACUCCCCACAAAACAGACUAUCCUAUCACCACCACCACAGCUCUCCCCACAGCAGAAUAUCCUAUCACCACAGCUACGCCCACAACAGUCUAUCCUACCACCACAACUCUCCCCACAACAGUCUAUCCUACCACCACAACUCCCACAACUCUCACCACAAGAACCAUGGUCAGUCCUAUCAUCACAGCUCCCCCCACAACAGACUAUCCUACCACCACAACUCUCCCCACAACAGUCUAUCCUACCACCACAACUCCCACAACUCUCACCACAAGAACCAUGGUCAGUCCUAUCAUCACAGCUCCCCCCACAACAGACUAUCCUACCACCACAACUCCCCCAACAACAGACUAUCCUAUCACCACAACUCUCCCCAGAACAGACUAUCCUAUCACCACAGCUACCCCCACAACGGUCUAUCCUACCACCACAACUCUCACAACUCUCACCACAAGAACCACAGUUAAUCCUAUCAUCACAGCUCCCCCCACAACAGUCUAUCCUACCACCACAACUCUCUCCACAAGAACCAUAGUCAGUCCUAUCAUCACAGCUCCCCUCACAACAGACUAUCCUACCACCACAACUCUCCCCACAAAAACCAUAGUCAGUCCUAUCAUCACAGCUCCCCCCACAACAGACUAUCCUUCCACCACAACUCUCCCCACAAAAACCAUAGUCAGUCCCAUGAUCACAGCUCCCCCCACAAAAGACUAUCCUAUCACCACAACACCCCCCACAACAGAACAUCCUAUCACCACAGCUACCCCCACAACAGUCUAUCCUACCAUCACAACUCCCACAACUCUCACCACAAGAAACAUAGUCAGUCCUAUCAUCACAGCUCCCCCCACAACAGUCUAUCCAACCACCACAACUCUCACCACAAAAACCAUAGUCAGUCCUAUCAUCACAGCUCCCCCCACAACGGAUUAUCCUAUCACCACAACUCCCCCCACAACAGAAUAUCCUAUCACCACCACCACAGCUCACCCCACAACAGAAUAUCCUAUCACCAUAGCUACACCAAAAACAGUCUAUCCUACCACCACAACUCCCACAACUCUCACCACAAGAACCAUGGUCAGUCCUAUCAUCACAGCUCCCCCCACAACAGACUAUCCUACCACCAAAACUCCCCCAACAACAGACUAUCCCAUCACCACAACUCCCUCCACAACAGACUAUCCUAUCAGCACAGCUACCCCCACAACUGUCUAUCCUACCAGCACAACUCUCACCACAAGAACCAUAGUCAAUCCUAUCAUCACAGCUCCCCCCACAACAGUCUAUCCAACCACCACAACUCUCACCACAAGAACCAUAGUCAGUCCUAUCAUCACAGCUCCCCCCACAACAGACUAUCCUACCACCACAACUCUCCCCACAAAAAACAUAGCCAGUCCUACCAUCACACCUACCCCCACAACAGACUAUCCUACCACCACAACUCCCACAACUCUCACCACAAGAACCAUAGUCAGUCCUAUGAUCACAGCUCCCCCCACAACAGACUAUCCAACCACCACAACUCCCCCCACAACAGACUAUCCUACCACCAAAACUCCCCCAACAACAGACUAUCCUACCACCACAACUCCCCUCACAGCAGACUAUCCUCCCACCACAACUCCCACCACAUCAGAUUAUCCUGUCUCCACAGCGACCCCCACAACAGUCUAUCCUACCACCACAACACCCACAACUCUCACCAUAAGAACCAUAGUCAAUCCUAUGAUCACAGCUCCCCCCACAACAGACUAUCCAACCACCACAACUCCCCCCACAACAGACUAUGCUACCACCACAACCCCCCACGCAACCGACUAUCCUAUCAUCACAGCUCCCCCCACAACAGUCUAUCCUACCAACACAACUCCCACAACUCUCACCACAAGAACCACAGUCAGUCCUAUCAUCACAGCUCCCCCCACAACCGACUAUCCUACCACCACAACUCCCCCCACAGCACACAAUCCUAUCACCAUAACUCCCCCCACAACAGAAUAUCCUAUCACCACAGCUCCCCCCACAACAGAAAAUCAUAUCACCACAGCUAGCCCCACAACAGUCUAUCCUUUUACCACAACCCCUCCCACAACAAACAUUUUUGGUCCUCCCACCACAAGAACCACAGCCACUACUACACCUACAGUUGCACCAACUACCAUUACAACAACUACAACAAUGUCUCCAACACCUGCCCCAGGACAAAAUUAUGUGAUUGCUCUGAAAAUGAAGAUCUCUACUACACUUUCUCUGGACAACCAAAAGGAGACCAUCGUUAAACUGAUAAGAGAUGCAUUGAUUGGACGGGGACUGCCAUCAAACAUAAGUCUUCGCCUUGUGAGCAGCAGCAGAAGCAGCAGUCCAGUUCAAGUGACAAUAGCUGCUUCCCAUGGGUUGUCAUGAAAAUGCAUAGGACUCCUGAAGGGAAAGGGGUUUCCUGCUGUUUAGAUACAGUGUUUGGUCACAACUGCCAACAAGCUACUUUGAACCCCAAACUAAACCCUCACACAUGAUAAAUCACGGUUAGUUCACAAGCCAUAAAAACAUUGUAGAAGUUUUAAAAAGUUAGUUGUCCAGAUAGCCUGUUAUCUUUAUGUUGCUGUUAUUUUGUACUGGUGUAGUUGGGAGGACCGCUUUAUCUGCCGUUUUUUGGUGUCUGAUGGAAUACAUCUGCUGAUUGUAUAUUUGAUUAUUGUUGGUUACAGUAAAAAUUACAAAAAAAAUCCAGUGUGAAUGCGCAGCAAAGCCAACAACUACUGUAACUGUUAUCCACAAAUGUGUUCAUUCAGAAUAAGAAUAAAGAUGUUUGUGUCUGGU